Clonostachys solani is the source of this 912-nucleotide messenger RNA. The record is from the annotation of a GenBank genome assembly. Lineage: Eukaryota; Fungi; Ascomycota; Sordariomycetes; Hypocreales; Bionectriaceae.
AUGGCCGCCGACGCUGCUUUGGAAAGCGUGAGAUCGCUGAUAUGUGCGCUCGACAUCAUCUUCGCCGUCAUCUCGCUCUCCAGCCUGUACGUGCCCUUAUUCUGGAGAUCCUGGACGUAUGAGAAGGGAAGCAUCAUCCGCCGCGAUCUCUGGAUAGCUCGCUUCGUCGUCCUCUCCGCCCCGUACCGCCUCAUCGGAUCGAUCUUCUCCAUCGCCAGCCUCACCCGAAAUUCGCAACGACAGACCCUGAUCCUGAAAACGAUCCAGGCCGUCACCGCCACGCCUCUCGAAGUCAGGCUUUACAAGCUCGCCAGGAAAACAUGGAAAAAGGCCGUGAAGAAGCAGGAUGGGGGGGAGAGCCCGGCACCCGAGCCAGCAAUAGGACUGCAGCCCGCGGUACCAAAGAGCCGGGAGGUGCUGGUUGCGACGAACGCGCACAGGAAUGACUACGAGCGCGAGAAGUUCGGAUUUUGGAAGGCCUGCCUCUUCCACUUCAAAUGGGUCAUUCCUGAGGGGAUCAUGCUUGUCGGCCUCGUGAUUAGCUCGAUAUCCCUGGGCGAGGGCCCGAGGUAUCGCCUUGUGCCUGCGGUUUUCACGUGGAUCUUGCCGUUGGUGGCGGUCAUUCUCAGCCAGAUAUGGAGGCACUACCGGCACACUGAGACUCAGCGUGUGCGGGAGUUCGCUGGGUUCACGAAGCCGUGGGCGGUUGGGACCAUGGUGGGAUAUCUCAUAUUCCUCGUCGUCUUUUUCGUCGACUUAGAGGAGAGGAAGAAAUAUAUUAGUGACUGGACGGAGACUACCCUGGUCUGGCCGCAGAUCCUACAUGCAGUUUCAAGCAGUGGAAUUAACUCCAAGGCCUUCAUCGUGGAGGUUGGGGUCAGCUCCGCCCUGGAAGAGUUUCUGUACGGCUAA